Molecule: messenger RNA, 1490 nt
Organism: Oncorhynchus kisutch (coho salmon)
Lineage: Eukaryota; Metazoa; Chordata; Actinopteri; Salmoniformes; Salmonidae
Product: H-2 class II histocompatibility antigen, E-S beta chain-like
Exons: 6
Coding region: 193-981 (262 amino acids)
Biological process (GO): antigen processing and presentation; immune response
Cellular component (GO): membrane; MHC class II protein complex
Source: RefSeq, a predicted model, not a curated record
UCAGACUCGCUCAGACGGACAAACUUCAACUUGCACAAUUUUUCAAAGCUGAAUUGAAUGAAAUUGAGAAAACAAAGUGUCAAUGUAUUUUUUCACAGACAUCGAUUCUGAAUUUAAAAACACAGGCCAACAUUAACCACAUAGAGACACAGAAGGACGAAUCUAACUCUGUUCUCGUUCUGAGAAGUAAACAUGUCUGUGCUGAAUCUCUCGUCCAUCCACCUAUUGCUUCUCGUCUCCUCUCUGUCUGGAGUAGAUGGCUAUUUUGGACACUUUGAGAUGAGGUGUCGGUUCAGCUCCGAGGAGCCCCGUGAUAUUGAGUUUCUGCUGCAGGUCUACGGCAACAAGAAGUUACUGGGACAAUACAACAGCACAACAGAGAAAUGUACGGUCUACACACAAUGGAUGAAGAACUUCACUGAAACGGCCUGCAAAGGCCCUGCUUUUCUGGCCGCGAGGAGAGAAGAAAUGAAGAAAUACUGCAGCAGCAACGUUCCUGUGGUGUUUGGGUACUUACUAGAUAAGGCAGUUGAGCCCUACAUCAGGCUGAGGUCAGUGGAGCCGUUCAGUACCAGACACCUGGCCAUGCUCGUGUGCAGCGCCUACGACUUCUACCCCAAACCCAUCAGAGUGACGUGGCUGAGGGACGGACAGGAAGUGACCUCAAAUGUGACUUCCACAGAGGAGCUGGUCAAUGGGGAUUGGACCUACCAGAUCCACUCGCACCUGGAGUACACACCCACACCUGGAGAGAGAAUUGCCUGUAUGGUGGAGCACUUCAGCCUCACUGAGCCCAAACUGUAUGACUGGGACCCCUCCAUGCCUGGUCCUGAGAAGAAUAAGAUGGUGAUUGGGGCCUGUGGGCUGCUGCUGGGGGUGGUCUUUAUAGCAGCUGGACUGAUCUACUACAGGAAGAAAUCUACUGAAGGACGAGUGUUGGUGCCGACCAUGGCGCUGCCAGAAAGUUAUGGCACCAUCUAGUGGUUCACACCAGUCUGCCUUCUGAAGGUUGUGAUCUGAACCCACUUAAUUAGUCUGGGUACCAGUCUUUUUAGCUUGUUGCCUUUUCCGUGACAUAUGCCAAGGAGGUCAAGUAGUGGAAUGUCAGCUAAAAAGACUGGUACCCAGACUACCACUUAAUCAUUCCAAGCACACUGUCUUCUCAGUCUCCCAGGCCUUUUGCAUUGGAGGAGAGGAGAGGUUGCAGCCAGAAACUCCCAAGGCCCUUCUAUGGGGAUCAGAAUCCCGGCAUUCAAAUCAAGAGUUUACCACCGAGUGGCCAACUUGAUCAAAUCUAUGUCCACAUCCUGUGCGUCUGAGACAUAAGAUCUAGGAUAUGAUUUUGUAAGGAAUUUUCAGAUGCGACAAACACGAUUGGUUUAUGGAAUUGUUCAUCCUUAGGUUUUGAUUCUAAUUCUUGUUUCUAUUGGCAACUGAUGUUAUUGUUAACUUGGCUUUGUCUUUAAUUAAAAUAGUUUUAUUUUGCAGUU